UAGAUCAGUCGCCAUAUUGGAACUACCAGCUGAUUGCCCAGACUCCAACUGAUUGAUCUGCAAAAAAAAAGAAACAAUCAUGUUGACACCGAAAGUAUUGAAUAUAUCGAAAAUCGUUCGGAGAAACAUUGGAAUUAUGGCACCAUGCAUGCAAAAAGCUUCUGAUCCAAUCCAACAAUUAUUUUUAGAUAAAAUUCGUGAAUACAAAUCCAAGAGUUCAGGUGGAAAAUUAGUCGACCCAAGCCCUGAAAUCCAGAAAGAACUUAAAAGUGAUUUGGAACGACUCUCCACCCAAUUUGGAGGUGGACCUGGAGUUGAUAUGACCAAGUUCCCACAAUUUAAAUUUGAAGAUCCCAAAAUCGAGUAUGACAUCAUCAGCAAAAAUUAAUUACUAACAUUAUUUUUUUUCACUAGUGAAACUCAAAAUUUAAUUACAAUGUAUCUAUAAAUAAUUAGAAAAAAAAUAAUAAAAGUAUCGUUACAUUUAAAAACGUA
Microplitis mediator is the source of this 495-nucleotide messenger RNA. It is a transcript of the gene ATPsynCF6, whose product is annotated as ATP synthase-coupling factor 6, mitochondrial. Gene Ontology annotation, molecular function: proton transmembrane transporter activity. NCBI's taxonomy places the organism in Eukaryota, Metazoa, Arthropoda, Insecta, Hymenoptera, Braconidae. The record is from RefSeq and is a predicted model, not a curated record. Gene Ontology annotation, biological process: proton motive force-driven ATP synthesis. The coding region runs from base 80 to 388 and encodes 102 amino acids. The transcript has 4 exons.